Molecule: messenger RNA, 2301 nt
Organism: Coffea arabica (coffee)
Lineage: Eukaryota; Viridiplantae; Streptophyta; Magnoliopsida; Gentianales; Rubiaceae
Source: RefSeq, a predicted model, not a curated record
AUGCCUCGAUCUUCUCGUACAGGAAACCUCGAGUUUGACCCGGAGAUCGCGAAAACUGCCAGGAGGCUAACGAAGGAGACCAAGUUGCUAAAACAACAACCUUCCGCGACCCUGCUUUCCGGAGUUGAACGAAGUUUUGACUUGGGCGACUCAUCAGUUGAGCUGGAAGACGACUUCCCUGGACUAGACGAGACAAUGGCAGCCCAAAGGACUUUGAGGGAGCUCGCAACCCCGAAUGUUAACCAACAACCUCUGUGCAUCACAUACACAGAUACUGAGGAAGCUUUUGAGCUAAAAUCUGGAUUAAUUCACUUAUUGCCGAUUUUUCGUGGUAUUGCAGGUGAGGACCUACACAAGCACUUGAAGGAAUUCCAUGUAGUGUGUUCCACCAUGCGACCUCAUGGCAUUACUGAGGAACAAAUCAAGUUGCUUGCAUUUUCGUUUUUCUUAGCAGACAAGGCUAAGGAUUGGCUUUUCUACUUGCCAUCAGGGUCCAUCACUAUGUGGGAAGGCUUAAAACGACAAUUUCUUGAGAAGUUCUUCCUCGCUUCGAGGGCAGCCAACAUCCGCAAGGAGAUAUGUGGAAUAAGGCAGGCAAAUGGAGAAACCCUCAAUGAAUACUGGGAGCGUUUCAAACAAUUGUGUGCCAGUUGCCCGCACCAUCAAAUUCCUGACCAACUGUUGAUCCAAUACUUCUACGAAGGACUUCUUCCAAUGGAGAGGAGCAUGGUGGAUGCAGCCAGUGGAAGAGUUUUGGUUAAUAAAACCCCAGAUGAAGCCAAACUGCUGAUUUCAAACAUGGCUGAGAACUCUCAGCAGUUUGGGACCCGGUCCGAGGGCAUAACUAGGAGAGUCAAUAAGGUCAAUCAUGUUGACCUGGCACAUCAGUUAAUAGAGCUAACAACUUUGGUUCGACAGAUGGCAAUGGGGAAGGUUCAAACUGUAAAAACAUGUGGGAUAUGUGCGGCCCCCGAACAUGUAACCGACAUGUGCCCAACUCUUCAGGAAGAUCCAUAUGAGCAGGCCAAUGCCAUGGGAGGUAUGUCUGGACCACCCCAAUGGAGAAAUGACCCAUAUGCGCCCACAUACAAUCCAGGGUGGUGGAACCACUCCAACUUCAGCUAUGCUCAGAAACCUUCGGGAUUCCAAAAACCAUUUCAACAAAGACAACCAGUACAACAACCAUUCACAUCUGAUUCAGGUAUGUCCCUAGAAGACUUGGUUAAAUCACUAGCUGACAGCACUUGUCAAAUGCGGCAGGACCAACAAAGAUUUCAACAAGAGACACGCGCAAGCAUUAGGAUCUUGGAGGCACAAAUGUCACAACUGGCUUCUUCAUUGAGCAACUUUGAGAAUAGUGGAAGAAAGCUACCAGUUCAAGUGAUUCCCAAUCCAAUGGAGAAUGUGAGUACAAUUACUUUGAGAAGUGGCAAAGAAUUACAAGAAUAUCAAAAUGCAGUAUCUAAGCAUGAUCUUGAAGAGCAAGUUGAGGAAGAAACAAUGAAAUCUCCAACUCAAUCCCUUCCAAGGAAAGAGCCCAGAGAUGCACCCCCAGUAGUGGUGACGCCUCCUCCUCCAUUUUCCAGUCGAUAUGCAAAAUCUAGGAAAGAGGAGCAAGAACAAGAAGUUUUUGACAUUUUUUGCAAAGUUGAGUUGAAGGACUUUGAAAAGAUUUAUAUGGGAGAAAAUGUUUCAGUGGUCCUACAACAGAAAUUGCCUUGUAAACAUAAGGAUCCAUGUAUGUUUACUGUUCCUUGCAAAAUAGGGAACGUUAAGAUCGAAAAAGCAUUGAUAGAUUUAGGAGUUGCAAUAAAUAUUAUGCCUCGUUCCAUUUAUAAUUCUCUAAAUCUUGGAUCAUUAAAAGAAACGAGUGCCAUUAUGCAACUUGCUGAUAUGUCUAAUGCAUAUCCUGAUGGGAUAUUGGAGGAUAUUCCAGUUCAAGUUGAUAAAUUGGUUUUUCUUGUAGAUUUCUAUGUGCUAGAUAUGGAUGAUGAUUUUUCUGUUUCACCCCCAGUUUUGUUAGGUAGGCCAUUUUUAAUGACAUCCAAAACAAAAAUUGAUGUUUAUUCAGGAACCUUGACAAUGGAAUUUGAUGGUGACAUAAUAAAAUUCAAUACUUGUAAUGCCAUUAAAUGUUCCAAUGAGGCACAUUCUGUUUUUGUUAUAGAUGUAAUUGACCCUUUCAUGCAGCAAAAGUUUGAAUUAAAUGGUAGAAAUGCGUUGAAGGUUGUAAUCAAUUGCAAUUUUGAUUCGCACAAGAUGUCAAGAGUUGCAAAGAAAUUUGAGUUACAUCCAGAUUGA